UUGUGAGCGUGAAACACACACGAGCCGCGAGGAUGUCCGGCAGGUCGGUGCGCGCGGAGACCCGGAGCAGAGCGAAAGAUGACAUCAAGCGGGUCAUGGCCGCGAUCGAGAAAGUGCGAAAAUGGGAGAAAAAAUGGGUGACUGUUGGAGACUCAUCGCUGCGGAUUUUCAAGUGGGUACCAGUGACUGAACCAAGGUCAGACGAUAAAAAUAAGAAGAAGAAAAGCAGAGGUGAGAAGUUUGGCUUGGAGGUCACCACACCAGAGAGCAGCUCCUCUCCGGGAAUGACAGACAUAAAUGAUGAGAACAGCAAUCAGAGCUCCACCACUGACGGCUCUCCAGUGAAGCAGGAUAACGGCUGCAGUAAGAGUCCUGCUCCACACACCACUGUCCCUCAGAGCAAUAGGGAUGAAAAUACAACAGAUUGGACGCCGUCACCAGACAAAGGUCAGAGCAACUCCACCUCCUCAGAGACCUCAGCACCAGAAAAAGAGGCACCAUCAGAAACUUCCAGGGAAACUCAGGUAGAUCACAGCUAUAAAGUGCGUCUCCUGAGCAGCAGGUUGUACCAGGAAAUGGAAGAGGACGCCCCUCCCAUUAAGAAAACCAAGUUGGAGUCUUCCUCUCAGGACUGUGAGAAGAGCUGAAGCUGUCUUUCCCUUAAGGUGGGAAGCCAGUGUUCCCAUUUCAGCCGUCAUAGUGGAAUGCUCACACUCGCCAUGUUGCCAAGGGAACCUUUGCUCUUUCACCCUCCUUCCUCCUGCUAGUCAACUUUUAGGAAAAGGAUGUUGCAGCAUUCAUUGUGCCUGCGUACAGAAGGCCUUGCGCGGAAGGCCGACCUCCUCCUGUGGGAUGCUGGUGUCUGCCAUCUUGGCUCCAGCUUCCAACGCCAGCAUCUCCCAUGAAGCAGUGUGGCUGAUCCAAAACAUCAGUGCCCUGCCUAGAGUUGCCACGCUAACAUGCGGUUUUGCUGGCAUAGUCAUCUACAUUUUGAGUAAAUGAUCUCUUUUGGUUGGGGUUUUGGUUUAUUGACAUGCUUGACAGUUUUUGGAACGACUGAUGAGGGCGAUUCCUGUCUAGCGGAGAAGUGUAGCACAUUCCUACUGAAGACUGGAUGCUUGUAAAUGUGAGAGGUUUUUUUUUUUUUUUUUUUUUUUUUUUUUAAACCUCUCUCAUGAACUACAUUUAAAGUAACUUUUCAGUAAUUAGCUGACACUAGAACUUACGGCUGUGGUUUUCUCAGUAACCAAAAUGCAACAUAGCUGCCGAUGUCAUCUAAGGGCAGUUCUGUGACUGCUGUUGUCUUUGUCUCCGUUACUAUUGAAGACCUCUACUGAGGCACCAGUUACUGUGGAACCGAAUGGAAAAUUGUGAAGUCCUAAUUACAAUGUAUGUAAAUUACUACUCUUGUAUUGCAGGGUUUUUGAAGGGAUCUCUAGGGGGCAAAGCCUUAUAAUAUACCUCAUUUCCAGACCAACAGUGCUGGACUUUUGGCAAUAUGGAUGGAAAACGGAUCAAUUAUGUUCACCAACAAGCAUAAUUUGGAAGUUAUUUUCAUUUUUGACAGUGCAUAUUCUUGUUGCAGUUAACCUUUAACCUCACUGAAAGCAGAUAAAUACAUUUGGGGGGAAAAUUGGGACCAGGUUUUUUAAUCUGAUUUUUAUCUUGUACACAUACACAGGUAUGCAUUUAUUUAUUCUGCCAUUAGAGUUUAAUCAUACUCGACUAUUUCAAUUAAAGACCUCAGACUGGA
This is a messenger RNA of Electrophorus electricus (electric eel), 1753 nucleotides long. RefSeq names its product B-cell CLL/lymphoma 7 protein family member A-like. The record is from RefSeq and is a predicted model, not a curated record. NCBI's taxonomy places the organism in Eukaryota, Metazoa, Chordata, Actinopteri, Gymnotiformes, Gymnotidae.